Messenger RNA from Triticum turgidum subsp. durum (durum wheat), 1302 nucleotides. The record is from the annotation of a GenBank genome assembly. Lineage: Eukaryota; Viridiplantae; Streptophyta; Magnoliopsida; Poales; Poaceae.
AUGGCCUCCUUCCCUCUCUUCUCUCUCCUCCUCUUCUUGGCCCACCUCUCUCCCCACGCGUCGUCGGCGGCGGAGCCGGUUCUGGCGGGUGACCUCCUGGACGCGGCCCACGCUUCGGGGUUCGCCGCGUGGCUGCGCAGCGUGCGGCGGCGCAUCCACCAGCACCCGGAGCUGUCCUUCCACGAGUACCGCACAAGCGAGCUCGUCCGCGCCGAGCUGGACACGAUCGGCGUGUCCUACUCCUGGCCCGUCGCCCAGACCGGUGUGGUGGCCACGAUCGUCGGCGGCGGCGGCGCUGGGCCCGUUGUCGCGCUCCGGGCGGACAUGGACGCGCUCCCCUUGCAGGAAUUGGUAGAUUGGGAAUACAAAAGCCAGGAGAGUGGGAAAAUGCAUGCUUGUGGACAUGAUGCUCACACAUCAAUGCUUCUCGGAGCUGCUAAGCUACUUCAUUCUUGGAAGGAUCACAUCAAGGGUACCGUCAAGCUUGUCUUUCAGCCAGCAGAAGAAGGAUAUGCCGGGGCUUACCAUGUCCUAGAAGAAGGUAUUCUAGAUGAUGUGUCCGCCAUUUUUGGUCUGCAUGUCGACCCAAGUCUUCCAGUGGGUACCGUCGUCUCCAGGCCAGGGCCAUUCAUGGCAGCAUCGGGACGGUUUUUGAUAACGGUCACCGGGAAAGGCGGUCACGCAGCAAUGCCUCACCAUGCUGUCGACCCCAUCGUCAUGGCAUCCUCUGCCAUCAUCAGCCUCCAACAAAUCGUAGCUCGGGAAAUUGAUCCCCUCGAAGCCGCGGUGGUCUCAGUAACAUUCAUGGAAGGAGGUGAUGCUUACAAUGUCAUUCCUGAGUCAGCUUGCUUCGGUGGCACCUUCAGGAGCUUGACAACAGAAGGUCUGUCAUAUCUUAAGAAGAGGAUCAAGGAGAUUGUGGAAGCGCACGCCGUCGUGAGCCGCUGCACUGCCAGCGUCGACUUCAUGGAUGAGGAGCGCCGGCCAUACCCAGCCACCGUCAACGACGAAGGGAUGUACGAUCAUGCCAGAUCAGUGGCAGCGGCUAUGUUUGGAGAAGGCCACGUCAAGAUAGGUGGCCCAAUCAUGGCCGCGGAGGAUUUCUCGUUCUACACGCAGAGAUUCCCAGGGGCAUUUUUCAUGAUAGGAACCCGCGACGAGACACUGGCAACCGCGGUGCAUCCACUCCACUCCCCCAACUUUGUGAUCGAUGAGGGUGUGCUCCCGGUGGGAGCGGCCUUCCAUGCUGCUGUGGCGAUGGAGUACUUGAACAAGAUGCCGCAGUUGGCAGUCUGCCGAUAA